ACACACCUGUGUUGACCUAUGAACCCGGAAAUGAAUGAAAAGAGCAGAACAAAAUUUCAUCAUGAUCAUGUUCAUUUUUCUCUAAUUUUAUGCAAAUAAAAGACAAAUGAAUGUAUACUUUUUGGUUGAAAGAAUAUUGGUGUUGAAAUUUAGUAGUUGACGAUGUCAGUAUAUCAACAGGCAACUGAAGCACCAGAUGCCCAAGACAAAUCCAAGAUGUUCAAGUCAGGAGUCCUUGUUUUGACAUCGUCAAUCCUCCGAAAAACAAAAACCCUUGCUCCACUAUUGAGCAAAGCAUCACAGUCGGUAGAUGAAACCCUCUACAUAUAUCUAGAUCCAGAAGCAAGCAGCCAAAAUGAUAACCGUGUACCUCUUACUAAAGGAAUACAGGACUUAGUCAUUCAAACUUAUGUUAAAGCCUCAAGAAGUGCCUUAGAUGUCCGCUUCUUUUUGGACAAUUUGGGAAAAUGUUCACCAAAAGUUACUUUCAAGAGAUUUCCUGCUGUUGCGAUAUGUGAAAAAAACACUGACAUCGCAAAGAUUGUGAAUUCCAGACUUUUGGUUAAUCGGACAAAUGUCACCAUAUUGCCAGUGAACAGUACUGAAAGUGGUCAAGAUGAGGAAAUUGCAGAUUUAUCCGAUGGACCUUUGAAAACCUAUGAAAAUGUCAUCCUUGGAGGAACGUUUGAUCGACUGCAUAACGGGCACAAAAUAUUAUUGUCACAGGCUUCUUUGAUUUGUAACAAGAGAUUGACAGUUGGUGUGACCAAUGGCAAAAUGAAUGAGAAGAAGUCCCUGUACGAACUUAUGCAGUCCACGGACGAAAGGAUCGGUGCAGUUAAAGAAUUCUUAGAUGACAUAAAGCCGUCUUUAUUCAACGAUGUCGUCCCUAUCACCGACCCGUUUGGACCAACUAUCACGGAUGAGAAUUAUCAGUGUUUGGUCGUGAGCCAAGAAACACUGAAGGGAGGCAAUAUGGUGAACACAGAGAGAAAGCAGAAGGGUUGGAACAUGUUGGAGCUGAAUGUGAUAGAUUUAGUUGAAGACGUCGACCAUUCUCCAGAAGAAGAGACCAAGAUUAGCUCAUCCUCUGGCAGGAAGCGGUUAUUGGGUACGCUCCUCAAGACGCCAGUGUUUGACCCUCCAUCAAGAACAUCUCCAGAUGUGUAUGUCAUCGGCCUGACAGGAGGCAUAGCAAGUGGCAAGUCCUCGGUGUGCAAGCGGCUGAAGAAACUAGGAGCAGCUAUCAUAGACUGUGAUAAAUUAGGUCAUGUUGCGUACGUCAAGGGAACGAAAGCAUUUGAUCAAAUUGUUGACGUUUUCGGUUCGGACGUCGUCGGUUCUGAUGGAGAAAUUCACCGAAGAUCACUCGGCGCUAAAGUAUUUUCGGACAAGUCCCAGUUGACUAAAUUGAAUGAGAUUGUCUGGCCAGCCAUAGAGGAGUUAGCGAGGAAGGAAGUUAUGGAACAUGUCAGCCAAGGAAAGAAGAUAGUGAUCUUGGAUGCUGCAGUCCUCUUGGAGGCUGGUUGGCAGAAUAUGACGAAUGAGGUGUGGGUGGCUGUUAUUCCAAGAACUGAGGCUGUGAAACGAAUCAUGGAAAGAAACAAAAUGAGUGAGGAAGAAGCAAUGAAGAGGAUUGACUCCCAGUUGUCUAAUACUGAGAGAGUGAGCCAAGCAAACGUUGUGCUAUCGACGUUGUGGGAUUAUGAUGUCACUCAGAAACAGGUGGAGAAAGCAUGGGAACUGCUCACGAAACGGGUGCAAAGUUCAAGCAAACUCUAGAGGCUCAACCAAUACCGAUUUUCGUUGCACCAGAUGGUCACAGGCAUGUGAAGAUACCAAAAUCAACCUGUCAAUUAGUGCUUGAUCAACCUAAAAUAACACGGACAGGAAAAAUUUUCUGUGCAUGUACCGGUUGAAGAGGCCUUUAUUACAUGUAAUAGGCUUGUGUGAAACAGACAAACCAAAACAGGCUACAGUGUCUACUGUAUAAUAUACUAGCUCAUGAGACACACUUCCUAUGAUGGCAUUUAUCAAUGACAUUUCAAGUUCCGUCGAAAUCAUGAUGUGCUGUUAUGAAUGAAAUAAAUUGUUGAUUUUGUGACUA
Lineus longissimus is the source of this 2107-nucleotide messenger RNA. Its product is annotated as bifunctional coenzyme A synthase-like. The coding region runs from base 163 to 1782 and encodes 539 amino acids. NCBI's taxonomy places the organism in Eukaryota, Metazoa, Nemertea, Pilidiophora, Heteronemertea, Lineidae. The transcript has 9 exons. Gene Ontology annotation, biological process: coenzyme A biosynthetic process. The record is from RefSeq and is a predicted model, not a curated record. Gene Ontology annotation, molecular function: dephospho-CoA kinase activity; ATP binding.